AUGUCAUCAGGUUAUUCCUCUUCACGAACAUUUCAUGAAGAAAGUCGUCGUGGAAAUGGUGGUUAUGGUGGUUAUGGUACACCAUAUACUUCACAAGUGACUGUACCUAUUCAACAAUCAACAAGUAGUUUUAAUAGUUCACUUAAUGAACAACGUUUACAAGACCGUCUUCGUAAUCAAGAGACAACAGUACAAUGGGUCAAUGAUCCUAUAAGCGGACAGGAAAAAUUUCGAGUGACGAUUGAUAUUAAUGGCUUUGACCAAAAUGAAGUUAAUAUGCGUGUUGAAGGUAAUAGACUUGUUGUUUAUGGUGAACAUCUUGAAAAUAAAAAUCAAAAUACAGCAAAAAAAAGUAUCGAAAAAACUUACGAUUUACCUCGUGACAUCGAUACAUUCAGUCCACGGGUAACAUUUCCAACACCAAUAACGAUGCAAAUUGAUUUUCCAUCACGUCAUUCAAAUGUAAUUGUUGAUGAUGGUCGUACAUCUUCAAAAUAUUUAUCUAAUUAUGAUACAUCUUAUCGUACAUCACCACGAUUUUCUCGAGAAAAAACUUCAAGUGAAUAUACAUCAACAAGAAGACUUGGUGGUGGUGGUGGUGGUAGUGGUGGUACUAGUACUUAUGGCCAAGGUUCAACUCCACGUAUAUAUUCUACUUAUGAUGAUAUUAAUACUGGUCGUAAUAAUAUAUAUUCAUCAACAAGUCGUUAUAGUCCAACAUAUAGAUAUAAUGCAACAACGGAUGAUAUUCCACCACGAAUAAUAUAUCCAUCAACAACAACUGGUAAUAAUGGUAAUGUAUAUGAAAAAAAAUUUAGUGAAACACAUCGUGAAAGUCAUCAUAGACGUUUAAGUCCAACAACAGGUGUACAAUCAUCACAUGAAGUAGAACAUCAGCGUUCUGGUAGUCCAUCAUUAUCUAGAAGUUUAGAUGAAGAUCGUUUUCGUACAAAUCUUACUAUUGGUGGUAUUAAUAGUAGUAUAAUACCACCAGCAUCAUCACGUAAUGUUGAAGUACGUGAAUAUUCACGACGUUUUGGUGAUAAUUUAAAUGAUAAUAAUACAUAUAAUUAUAAUUAUCAACCAUUAUUAUUACCAUCAAGUUUCAAUUCUGAUGCAUUUUAUCGAAGUGCUUUUCAACCACGAAUAUUUGCAGAUGAGCGUGGUCAAAAUCGUAUUGAAAUGAAACUUGAUAUACAAAAGUAUCAACCAGAGGAAAUAAAAGUAUAUGUUAAUGGUAAUGAUCUUAUUGUUGAAGCUGAACAUAAUGUUAAUCGACCACCAACAACAUCAUCACGAGCUUAUUUUUAUAAACAAACAACAUUACCACCAAAUACAGAUUUAAGUAGUUUAUCAUCACAAUAUUAUUCCGAUGGAAAACUUUAUAUUACAGCUAAAUUAUCUAAUGCACAACCUUCAAUUAGAUACAACUAA
Molecule: messenger RNA, 1434 nt
Organism: Rotaria sp. Silwood1
Lineage: Eukaryota; Metazoa; Rotifera; Eurotatoria; Philodinida; Philodinidae
Source: the annotation of a GenBank genome assembly